This is a messenger RNA of Hydractinia symbiolongicarpus, 2705 nucleotides long. RefSeq lists its product as uncharacterized. The coding region runs from base 291 to 2564 and encodes 757 amino acids. NCBI's taxonomy places the organism in Eukaryota, Metazoa, Cnidaria, Hydrozoa, Anthoathecata, Hydractiniidae. The record is from RefSeq and is a predicted model, not a curated record. The transcript has 14 exons.
AUAUAAAGAAAGAAAGAAAGAAAGAAAGAAGAAAGAAAGAAGACAUAUAUAAUACAAUAGAGGAAAGAAAAAACGUCUUUAUUUGAUUAAGCAACCUAAUUCAACAGUGCGAUUGAUGUAAUAACACAUACAGCUUAUCUACGAUUGAAAUCAGAAACAAGAAACUUUCAACUUGGACGUGUCGCACAAGUUUAGAUAGAAAAUACUUGAUCAUAAGACAUAAACGUAAACGUGAACAAAGACUUCUACACUCUUUUUUAAAUUACUGGCGAAGAGAAAUUAAAGACAAUAUGUAUUUCGACACCAUGAUUAUAUUGUGGCUUGGCAGUGGAGUUAUUUUGCGUGAUAUCUAUGCAGAUUCUUCUUCCUGUUAUGAUAUGAGAGGAGAUUGUGAAACACUUCAAAAGAUUGGUUAUUGUGACAAGGAAUCAGCCAUGAUGCAAGGGGUAUGUGGAAAAACAUGUGGCUUAUGUGGAAAGAAAAUAAGCGCAAAGAAGCCAACAGAACCAAGAAGAAAAAUAACAAUAAAUGCAUGUAAAAAUCAUCGUACUGAUUGCUCCUUGCUUUCAGAAGCAGGAUGGUGCCAACUGAGACAGUCAUUGAUGUCUCAAUUAUGUGGUCCUGCAUGUGGGUUUUGUGAAGAGAGCAAUGAGAAUGUUGUUUCAGUUACGAUAGGUGCAAGAACAAUAACAACAAGAGCACCAAUAACCCAACCAUAUUAUUGUCGAGAUAGCCGCUCUGAUUGCAAAAAACUAGCCACUGUAUUUGGCAUGUGUGUCACUAGAAAAGCAGCAAUGAAAGUUGUAUGUCCAGUGACAUGUAAUUAUUGUCCUCGAAAAACUGUCAAUAAAGAUAUUACCAGUGCUCCUUCAAAAAGAAAAAUGUUGUCGAAAACAUUAAGAACAAUCUCAACAACAAAAUCUACAGCAGCAGCAAAACGUGCUUUAAGAUGUAAAGAUUAUAGAGGUGAUUGUAAAAGACUUGGCAUACAGUUUGGUUGGUGUAGAAGACGAAAGAUUUUAAUGAAGCAAGUGUGUCCAUACACCUGCAAUCUUUGUGAUACAUAUAAAAAUACAGAAAGUCAGGCAACUGCUAAGACAUUAACAAGCACAUCACUAUUAACAGGUACAACGGCAAUUACUCUUAGUAGUCAUAAAAGUUGCCACGACACAAGAUCCGAUUGCCAUAGAAUCGGAAUAUUAUUAAACUGGUGUAAUAUUCAGAAAGCGGCGAUGUUGAAAUAUUGUUCUGCAUCAUGCCAAUUUUGCAGAAAUAACGGUAAAGAAAAACCAACGACCACACUAUUAACUAAUAGUAAGACAACAAUACCACCAGCAACUAUAACAACAACAAAACAAAUUGCACCCACCAAAUUAAAACCAGCAUCUAACUGUUUUGACAAAAGAACUGACUGUCACAGGCUUGCGCAUGUCUUUAAAUGGUGUGUUGCAAAAAGAAGUGCAAUGCAACUACUUUGUGCUCGGACUUGCAAUUACUGUCAUCGUCACAAUAAGAAACCAACUAAAGCGACAACUACAAAACUUACCACAAGGACAACGACCACAAAAGUUGUACCAACUACAGCUGAAAAUACAGCUACAGACUGUACAGAUACCAGAGAUGAUUGCGCGAGACUAAGUAAUGAAUUUGGCUGGUGUGUAAGUAAAAGAAGUGUAAUGGAGAAAGUUUGCGCUGUUACUUGCAAUGCAUGCGUUGCAAAGAAAAAAAAAGAAAUCACAUUCGCUCCACCAGAAGUCCCGGCAACACCCAGAGUUCCCGUAUGUGAAGACAAAAUGGAAGGUUGCAGCUUUAUUAAGAAGCGAGGAUGGUGUACAAGACGAAAGUCGGCUUUCGAAACAAGAUGCAGAAAAACAUGCGGCUUCUGUGCUCCAUGCUCAGACUCACGUCCUGAUUGUUUUAAAUACAAGUCAAAUGGAUGGUGUGAAACUAAGAAACCACUAAUGGUUGGCGUGUGUCCAAGGACUUGCGGCUUAUGUAGUAUGGUACCAGCUAAACCAAAGGGUGAAUCAUGCAAAGACAAAAACGCAGGUUGCCAAAAAAUGAAGAAAAUUGGCUUCUGUAAGAGUAGAAAAGCUACCAUGAAAAAGCUGUGUCCAGGAACUUGCGGAUUUUGCACUCCAGGAAAUGGCGCUUCCGCAGCGGUUUCGGCAACAACCACCGCACCAACAGCACCCAAAACAACCCGGCGUAGAGUUAUGGGAUGCAGUGACGCAUAUGGAGCAGAACGUUGUAACUAUUACUCACAUUUGGGGUGGUGUGAGAAGUACGACAGAAUCCGUAAGAACUGUGAUGACACCUGCAGGUGUAACUACGUCGCACCAACUAAGCUUCCACAAAGUCAGAAGUGUAACGAAACACCACAUGGUUGCUGUUGGGACAAGAAGACAGCUAAAAGAGAUGCAAACGGGAGCGAUUGUCCAGAAUGUUCUGAUGACAAACGUUUCACAGUGCUUUGUGCACGAUUUGGUGACGAUUGCACAAGUUCUGGCAGUUUGGCAAAAUCACUGCACAAAUAUUGUCCCAAAACUUGUAAAAUGUGCUAGUUCAACCGAAAGAAAUGAUGAACGUUAUUUUGUCUUAUUAUUUCUUUCCUUCAUGGUUGUAAUUUUUGCACGUUUGGCACUUUACUGCUGUCCACACAUUGGAGAGACAAAAACAGCCAUGAUACGACAAGAUAUAGAAAA